Naegleria lovaniensis is the source of this 1620-nucleotide messenger RNA. RefSeq lists its product as uncharacterized. Bases 1 to 1620 code for a protein of 539 amino acids. Lineage: Eukaryota; Heterolobosea; Eutetramitea; Acrasida; Naegleriidae. The transcript has a single exon. The record is from RefSeq and is a predicted model, not a curated record.
AUGAUCUUACUUGGUCGCUUUCACAAAAUUAUAAAUUUCCAAAGUAGACCACACCGAUGGUCUUGUGUUUCUUCGGAAAUUACAUUCUUUUCAUCUCAAAUUUAUUUAACCAAUCAGUGCAAACACUUUCAUCAAUCCUUCAUUUCCAAUGCAAAAUCCAAUCUCUCAUCAAACUCAAAUCACUCGCAAAAUACCAAACGAUUGGCCAUCAUUGGAGGAGGAGCAGCAGGCCUCAUGUCAGCUAUUUUUGCACAGACUCAAGCACUUCAAACUCUUCAACGAUCAAAAAACAAUUUGAAAACCAUUCCACAAGAAAUUGAAAUUUAUGUUUUAGAGAGAAAGCCUCAAUGUGGACGAAAAAUUCUAAUGAGUGGGGGCACUCGAUGUAAUUUAUUACCACACGAAUCGAAAUGGCCAAAAAUUCUCAAAAAUAAUUUAAACCAUGCAAACUCCAAUUUUGGAAAUGCAGAUUUGGAAUUGAAAUAUUUCACAACAAGUCCAGAAUUAUUAAUCGAAAUUUUAAAAACAUGGCCCAUUGAAAAACAAAAAGAAUUCUUUGAAAAGAAUUUAAAAAUUGCGUUAGAAUUAGAAGAAGAGACUGGAAAAUAUUUUCCAGAGUCCAACGAUGCAAAACAAGUAUUAACCUCGUUGUUACAAUUCAUUCAAGAUCGAAACACUGAACAGGUUAAGGUAAAAAUUAUGACCGAUUGUAAUGUAAAUGGAUUGGAAAAAGACGAAUUUGGAAAUUGGAAAAUUUCUUUUUUAAAUGAUCAAGAAAUCAACAAAUCAUCACAAUAUCCUUCUCAAUAUUUGAAUUGUCACUCCGUCAUUCUCUCAAGUGGUGGGCUCAGUGUCAUUAACAGUGAUGGAUAUGGCAUUCAACUUUUAGAGCAACUAGGCCAUGAAAUUAUUCCACUCUAUCCAGCGUUAAAUCCUUUAAUUUAUAAUCCCGAAAUGAAACAUAUUCUCAAAGAAUUGAGUGGUGUUACUCUUCCCAAUGUCACGGUCAGCGUGUAUUUGAAAAAGGAACAUGAACAAGUAUUACUCUAUCAAUCUUUGGAACCAAAAGGAUUCCUAUUUACACAUACUGGAUAUUCAGGACCAGCUAUUCUUAAUGCCUCUCAUGCAACCAUCUCUGGACUAUUGUGUCAAGAAACGUUGAAAUCAAUUCCAAAUCCUCAGUCAAGUGUUGAGGAUGACAUUCGUUCACAUUCCUCUUAUGCCAAAAUUGAAAAAUCCAUUAUUGAAAAAUUAAUUUACAAAGUUCAUACUCAACACGAUGCUGUUUCAUUGCAUGUUCAUUGGACACCUCAAAUUUCCGCUCAGGAUUGGGACAAAAAAUUCACACUCGCCAAACAACAAAACUCCAAGCUCCUCUUGAAGAAUUUUAUUCACAAAAAUUCUGAACCAAACUUUUUACCUAUUCGACUCGUUCAACUCAUUACUGACAGCGUGAAUUUAAGUGACGUUCCAGUUUCACAAUUAAGUCUUUCCCAGAAAAGACAAAUUAUUUCACAACUCACAAGUUUUGAAUUACCUUAUCAAACCAACAUGUCCUUUAAGAAAGCGGAGGUCACUGGAGGUGGGUGCGAUUGGAUCAAGUUUCCACGAGUACCUUAG